UCCCAUACUACUUUUAGAUACUUUAGUUAAUUUCAUUACACACAGUUCAUGAAGAGGCCGCUUACCGUCCAACACAACACUCUUUAUCUGUGGAGAAGCUGUGAGUCAGCAGAGUCCCAUCCCCUCUCUCAGUAGACCUGAAGAUCCAGAUCAGUCCCUGCUCGUCUCCUCUGCUCCAUGAUGUGGCUUCAGGAUCUGUUCCUUCUGCUCAACCUGAGAGGAUUGCUGUUCUUUACUUCUGCUCUUCUCCUCCUGGUGUACUUUCUGAACAAAAAGGAUCCACCAAACUUUCCUCCUGGACCACCACCCCUCCCUCUGUUAGGGAAUGUCUUCAGCAUCGAAGCUCAGCAGCCUCACAUUUACCUGACCAAGCUCGCCGAUGUUUAUGGGAAUGUUUUCUGCAUACGUCUGGGCCGACACAACACCGUGUUUGUGACCGGCUGGAGGAUGGUGAAAGAGGCCAUAGUGACACAGGCAGACAACUUUGUGGAGCGACCUUACAGCCCGAUGGUGACCCGGAUUUAUUCAGGGAACUCUGCGGGUCUCUUCUUCAGUAACGGGAGAGUGUGGAGGAGACAGCGGCGGUUCGCCAUGGCCUCGUUGCGUACCUUUGGUCGUGCUGAGAGCUCCAUGGAGCAGAGGAUCUGUGAGGAGAGCCGGUAUCUUCAGGAGGCGAUGGAGAGGGAGAAAGGUGAGCCUUUUGAUCCGGUUCCUCUCUUAAACUACGCUGUGGCCAACAUCAUCUCCCAGAUUGUGUUCGGGAAACGCUUUGACUACAGCGACAGUAUCCUUCACAGCAUGCUGAGGAAUCUGACAGAGGUGGCGUACCUGGAGGGCUCCAUCUGGGCUCUGCUCUAUGACUCGUUCCCAGCUCUGAUGAGACUCCUGCCGGGGCCGCACAACGCCAUCUUCAGCAACUCCAAAUGUCUGGAGGUGUCAAUCCGAGCUGAGGUGGAGAGGCACAAGCUGGAUCUGGACCCCAGCAACCCUCGAGACUACAUAGAUGCCUUUCUGAUCGAGAAACACAAAAGAAGUGGCGAGCUCGGCUUCGAUGAUGAAAACCUGGUUUUAUGUUGUCUGGAUCUGUUUCUGGCUGGAAGUGAAACGACGUCAAAGACUCUGCAGUGGGGCCUCGUCUACCUCAUCAACAACCGCCACAUUCAGGAGAAAGUCCACGCAGAGAUAGACGCCGUGAUCGGACCAACACGUCGGCCCAGUGUGGCUGACAAACCCAACCUGCCCUACACAGACGCUGUGAUCCACGAGAUCCAGAGGAUGGGGAACAUUGUCCCUCUGAAUGGGCUCAGGAUGGCCGCUAAUGACACGAUGCUGGGUGGUUACCUCAUACCAAAGGGAACCUCAGUGAUGCCCAACCUGACCUCGGUGCUGUUUGAUAAGAACGAAUGGGAAACACCCGACACCUUUAACCCCGAACACUUCCUGGAUGCUGACGGAAAGUUUGCGAAGAGGGAGGCAUUUUUACCUUUCUCUGCAGGACGGCGUGCGUGUCUGGGUGAAAGUUUGGCAAAAAUGGAGCUGUUCCUGUUUUUUGUGAGUUUGUUUCAGAGGUUUUAUUUUUCCACUUUGGAUGGUGUCGAGCUGAGAACAGAGGGAAUCACUGGAGCCACACGCACGCCAUUUCCCUUUAAGAUCUACGCCAGAGUCCGCUGAACCUGAACCCAAAGGACUGAGAGCAGAUCAUAAACAUUUAACCUGACAGGUGCAGCAACUGUGCCCAGAUUUCCUGAUACCCAAAGGCUAAUUUAGCUUUCAUGUGUUAAAUGAGCUUUCCUUUUUAUAUCUGAACGCAUUGCCCAGCUGUUCACAAAGCGAUCUGAUUGGUCCGAAUCAAUAUGUUGGUUAGUCUGGAUGUUACAGUCUACUAGUUACCUUAUGAAACUUAAAUAACAAACUAAUGAGUUUCAAUGUUUAGCGUGAACUUAACACUCUAACUUAAGACACAACUUCUACAGAGCUGCUGUUACACACUUUGUCCACAGGGGGGCACCAAAUCCACUCAAACAAAGAUUUGUGCUGGUCACUUUGAAUUAAAUGUUUCAUGUUUGAUGUUGAUGCUGUUUGGGUUGGGGUUAUGAUUAGGGUUAAGAUUAGG
Notolabrus celidotus (New Zealand spotty) is the source of this 2113-nucleotide messenger RNA. RefSeq names its product cytochrome P450 2J1-like. The record is from RefSeq and is a predicted model, not a curated record. Bases 178 to 1671 code for a protein of 497 amino acids. Gene Ontology annotation, cellular component: cytoplasm; intracellular membrane-bounded organelle. Lineage: Eukaryota; Metazoa; Chordata; Actinopteri; Labriformes; Labridae. The transcript is spliced from 10 exons. Gene Ontology annotation, biological process: xenobiotic metabolic process. Gene Ontology annotation, molecular function: oxidoreductase activity, acting on paired donors, with incorporation or reduction of molecular oxygen, reduced flavin or flavoprotein as one donor, and incorporation of one atom of oxygen; heme binding; iron ion binding.